UCUCCCUUUUGCAGACAUUUGGUGCGCACCUUUUCUGCCUCUUAUCUCUGGAACCCCGUCAGCUCCACUGGAGACCUGAAAAGGCUAAAAUUCCUUCCUCACAGGGAGUGGGAAAAAUCCAUCCAACCUGUUUCUUUAACAGUCGGAACAGAUCCGGUGGAAAGAAGGAGAAGAAGCAAAUCCUCUCUGUUCAGAGAAUGACGAGCUCGUUGGAAAAAGUAGUAGCUGAGAAGAAGGAGGCCAUCGAGGCGCUGAUGGAUAUGUUCGAGAAGGGGGCGGAGGUGUUGGCGAGCACCGUCGGCGAGCUCUUCCCCUUCUGUGAGGCUGCCGCUCCGGUUCUAAAGCUGGCCUUGGACAAUACCCAGAGCAAAGAGGUGUUUUAUGUCAAAGAGCAGUUCCUGACGGUCAGAAGCAAGCUGGACGUGCUCUCCAGUCAGCUGGAAGACAUUGACUCUGAGCUCAAGAAGGGAAAGCUGGACUCUGACUACUUCUCUGUGGAAGAGAACAUCAGGAACCUGUUCCGUAAGUACAUGGAUAUCCUAGAGGCGAAACAGCAGUUCAAGGAGGUAAAGACCAGGCUGUUUUUGGAGCACUUUACCAAAACUGGUGGAGAGAAGAACCUCUAUAUUCUCUACGAUGCUGUGAUGGGGGCAAAUAGUUUUGGGGAACCGAUUUUAGAAAUAGUAAUGAGGUAUGUGGCGAGGAACCGCCGUCUCCUGGAAAAUUAUUGUGUUCGGAUGAAGGAGCUGUUCUGCUUGGGCUUGAUUUCCCUGCUGGGCCACUGCGCCCUCACAUUGCAGAGCCAAGAGGAGGAGCAGGACAAAAUCCAGGAGUGGAGCACCAAAAUUGAGGAGGUAGAGACCCAGAUGAAGGCAUCCAUUGAGUCCUGCAUAGCUGCAUUUCCAGAACAGGCUAAAUCAGACGUGCAACGCCUCCUACAAGAAAAAGAGGAGGAAAAUCUUCAGGAUGCAGUUCAGCGGCUCCUGGAGUUCCUGGUAAAAAAGUUCGACUGGGUUUCCUGGUCUGUGCGGCUGAUCAACCAUUCGGGCAGCACCUACAGGAAGCUGCGAGCAGGGAAGCACUUUCACCACGUGGCGGGACAGAACUGGUUCGAGGUGCUUCAGGUGGACGACAUCAGCCUGGUGGUGUCGUUCAGCACCAAACCCCAGCCAGUCCCCAGCGACUUCAUCCGGCAGCUGAUGGAGGGCCCGGGGAAGAAGGGAAACGCUCCAGAGGUGGUGGAGGUGUUGGAGAAGCAGGUGUGUGGGUUCAUCGUUCACGCCGUCAGUCGCCACAAGGAGUCUGAAGCGGCAUGGAGCUUCCCGGAUGACUGCCACUACUGGGAACGGCACAAGAACGUGGCGGUGUGCGUGCACUCAGAAUGAGGCUAAGGAGCAGGAUUUAAGGAUUUUAAAGCCAUUAAGCUGUCGGUGCCUCUGUCCUGCUACCAGGCUGUGGAAUAAAAUAUCAGAAUCCUUGUUAUCAGCUGAACAUACCUGCCAUACUGCAUCUAAAACAUAUGUUAGCUUCUUCUUUAUGUAAUUACCCUUGGAUACCCUUGGUUAGGUUUGCACCCCCUCAGCUACCAUUAGUUAAACUGGGGCUAAAUUCUUCUGUCCAAAUUCCAAAGGGAUUCAUAUUGGAGAAAAUCAAUGGGUCAGCUCAUUUAUUUCAGAAAUAAUCCCUGUCAUUGACACAUUUACACAACCGUUUGUCACUAAUCCAUUAAAAGUAGAGGAAAUGUAAAGGCAGCACUCUUUCCUAGAAGUUUCCCACCACAUUACAGAGUACAAAUAUCAAGAUGUUAGCACCAAGUUCCCAGGUUUCUCGCGCUGCUUAUAGAGUAUUGAAUUCUUGGUGUUAUUUUGUGAUGCAUAAAAGAUCUACCACUGCUGGUCUAAUCUACAGUUUCCAGGCUGUAUGACUUGAAACACUCCAUCAGAGGAGCACGUUUAAUGCCGAUGUCAUAUAAU
Cyprinodon tularosa is the source of this 1973-nucleotide messenger RNA. Its product is annotated as protein rapunzel-like. The record is from RefSeq and is a predicted model, not a curated record. NCBI's taxonomy places the organism in Eukaryota, Metazoa, Chordata, Actinopteri, Cyprinodontiformes, Cyprinodontidae. The transcript has 3 exons. The coding region runs from base 198 to 1385 and encodes 395 amino acids.